CUUGGCUGGUGAAGGUGUCCAUGGAGAGCUGCCCUUAUUUCCAGCUGGCGUGCCCCAGGGAUGUGUACCAUGUGGUGCCAGCAGGCGCCUCUGCCCCUGUGCGCAUCCGCUUCAGCCCCGCCGAGAACAAGGAUUAUUGCCACGAGCUGGUCUGCAUGACAUCAAGGGAAAGGAUCGUUGUGCCCAUCCGGGCCAUUGGUGCCCGAGCUGUCCUGGACUUCCCUGCCCAGCUGGACUCCUCCAAGUGUGCAGUCCAGGGCAGCACCCAGAAGACUCUGCUGGUGCACAGUGUCGGUACCCGGGCAGCUCGUUACCAGCUGAGCACCCAGAGGCUUUCCCUACACCCAGCGCUGUCGCCUCACCAACAGCUCCGCGGUGCCGCUGACGUUCCAGCUCCGCAUGUCGGACGAUGGCACGCAGCCGGCUGUUGACAGCGUGGAUCAGAUCCGCAGGCACAGCGACCCAGCCUGGA
Molecule: messenger RNA, 472 nt
Organism: Haemorhous mexicanus (house finch)
Lineage: Eukaryota; Metazoa; Chordata; Aves; Passeriformes; Fringillidae
Product: hydrocephalus-inducing protein homolog
Exons: 3
Coding region: 21-431 (136 amino acids)
Biological process (GO): axonemal central apparatus assembly; cilium movement
Cellular component (GO): axoneme
Source: RefSeq, a predicted model, not a curated record